Otolemur garnettii (small-eared galago) is the source of this 1190-nucleotide messenger RNA. It is a transcript of the gene CUNH3orf38, whose product is annotated as chromosome unknown C3orf38 homolog. Bases 127 to 1173 code for a protein of 348 amino acids. NCBI's taxonomy places the organism in Eukaryota, Metazoa, Chordata, Mammalia, Primates, Galagidae. The transcript is spliced from 3 exons. The record is from RefSeq and is a predicted model, not a curated record.
CCGCGGGGCCCCUUGACGACCCACGAGAAGAAAGGCACUUCCGGUGUCUGUUGCCAAGGAGCGGGCCGAGCGGGCCGUAGGGGCGGCGUAAUUGGCGCCGUCCUCUACCCCCUUCCCGGGGUUGAAAUGUCGGGACUAAGCCCCACAGAGAUAGAGGGCUGUCGUUACCUGCUCGGCCUACUGGACAACGACGAGAUCAUGGCCCUGUGCGACACCGUCACCAACCGCCUGGUGCACCCCGAGAACUCCCAAGGUGCCAUUCAUGCAAUAUUAGUGUAUAGUCAAAGUGCGGAAGAACUUCUGAGGCGUAAAAAAGUCCACCGGGAAGUCAUAUUUAAGUAUUUGGCAACACAGGGGGUCAUUAUACCUCCAACUACUGAAAAACACAAUCUUAUUCAGCAUGCAAAAGAUUACUGGCAAGCGCAGUCACACCUGAAAUUGAAGGCAACACCAGAGCCAAAGCCAGAACCAAAGACAGAAGACCUCCAACCCUAUCAACAGCAGGCAAAAGAAGAUAAAACUGAAAAAGUUGAUUACCGUCGCCUAGGAGAAGAAUUCUGUCACUGGUUCUUUGGUCUUCUUAAUUCUCAGAAUCCUUUUUUGGGACCACCUCAAGAUGAAUGGGGGCCACAGCACUUCUGGCAUGAUGUCAAGCUUAAGUUUUAUUACAACACAUCAGAACAAAACGUGAUUGACUACCAUGGAGCAGAAAUUGUGAGUCUUCGUUUGCUGUCAUUAGUAAAAGAGGAAUUUCUUUUUCUCACCCCCAACUUAGAUUCCCAAGGACUGAAAUGUGCUUCUUCUCCCCAUGGGUUGGUUAUGGUUGGAGUUGCUGGGACUGUCCACCGAGGGAACACUUGUUUGGGCAUUUUUGAACAAGUUUUUGGACUCAUCCGCUGCCCUUUGCUGGCAAAUACUUGGAAAAUCAAAUUUAUCAAUCUGAGAAUUAUUGGAGAGAAUUCUACUCCUGGAGCAUUACUGAAACCAGCUGUUAGAUUUGAACAAAGUGAUCUAGAAGCCUUUUAUAACGUAAUAGCUUUAUGUGGUACCAACGAAGCACAGCAUAACAGGCAGGCAUUAGAUAGUGGAACUGGAGAUCAGGCUUUAUGUAGUGGAAAUGAAGCAUUGCUGAACAAAAAAGAAAUGAGUUUACCUAAUUCUCUAAAGCAUUGAGAACUGUAUGUCAACCU